Lactuca sativa (garden lettuce) is the source of this 795-nucleotide messenger RNA. Lineage: Eukaryota; Viridiplantae; Streptophyta; Magnoliopsida; Asterales; Asteraceae. The record is from RefSeq and is a predicted model, not a curated record.
AUGGAUUUUACAAGAUGGAGUAUCAAUGUAGCUAAAUUCGGACCAUUUAGUGAAGAUGACACGUUUCAGCACAAUGUCGCUUUAUAUAUGGCUUUCAACAACAAGGAUGCCAUGAUGGUUGUCCUAUUGCUCUUACUUGUUCUUUUACCAAUGGCUCAAAGCAUUGGACCAAUCCUCUCACAAAUUGAAUCAUCACCAACUAUCCCUUGUAGGGCAGAAAUGACUUUAAAAAACUUGGAGAACCUUAACCCUCGCAUUAUGAAACAAGUUAUACCAUUAAUUGAGCAACUUCCUCCUUUGUACAUGGAGUCGGCUAAUGGAAGAGACAAUUUCUCUCCAAAACCAGAAGAAACUCGAAGACUAUUGAAACAUUAUGAUUUUGUUGUGCAUAUAAAUUCAUACUAUGGAAUCUCAAGGAAUCUUUUAAUUAAAUUCAAAGAUGGUACGAUUGAUGAAACCUCCACCCUAGCUCAUGUGCUUAGCUCAGAGUCUGCCUUUUGUUCAGUGUUGGAUAUGUCAAUUUGUUCACUUCCUGGUGAUCAUGGACUUCCUUUACAUCAGGCUUUGCCAAAUGUCCCACCAGGAAUGGUGGAUGCUAUAAACAGGGGAGGAGAGCUAUUUGCAAAUUUAACUGCAGGGACACCAUGGGAAGCAGUUGCUAAAGAAGUAGGUAAUUCACUAGGUGUAGACUCUCCAACUCUUCGUGAAAAUAAUUCAAAAGUGUUGGAUUUGCUUGCUGAUACAAUUAUUGCUUGGAUGAUUACAAACACUGGUGCAAAACUUUUGAAGCCAUAG